Messenger RNA from Xenopus laevis (African clawed frog), 695 nucleotides. Its product is annotated as gamma-crystallin-2. The record is from RefSeq and is a predicted model, not a curated record. NCBI's taxonomy places the organism in Eukaryota, Metazoa, Chordata, Amphibia, Anura, Pipidae. The transcript is spliced from 3 exons. The coding region runs from base 1 to 684 and encodes 227 amino acids.
AUGGACUUUUCUGCUAGAUUUCAGUGCAUGAAAGAUAAGGAGGCACUUACUGCACAGUCAGCUGUCAUUGCUUCUUGUCUGCGUCUGCAAGAAAAUCACAGAGCCAGUCUAAGUUACUGGGAAAGAGAAAAUAUUAUGUUGUGCUUGGAAAGUGACACCUUUCAUAUCUUCUUCUACGAGGACAGGAACUUCCAAGGUCGCUGCUAUGACUGCAGCACAGAAUGUUCUGACUUGUCCUUUUACUUUAAUCGCUGCAACUCUAUCAGGGUGGAGAAUGGAAACUGGAUCCUAUAUGAGCACCCCAGUUACAGGGGACACCAGUAUUAUCUCUGGAAAGGAGAAUAUCCAGACUUUCAGAGAUGGAUGGGCUUCAAUGACUACAUCAAGUCCUGUCGCUUUAUUCCCCAUCACCAUGGUCAAUAUAAAAUGAGAAUCUAUGAAAAAGGAGACUUCCAAGGGAAGAUGAUGGAGUUCUUAGAUGACUGUCCCAAUACUUAUGAUCGAUUCCUUUUCCGUGACAUUCACUCCUGCAAUGUGUCUGAUGGCCACUGGAUGUUCUACGAGGAACCCAACUACAGGGGACGUCAGUACUACCUGAGACCUGGAGAAUACAGGAGAUUCAGUGACUGGGGAGCAUCAAAUGCCAGAAUUGGCUCUUUUAGAAGAAUUCAUGAUAUGUUUUAAUUAAUUUGGGA